Molecule: messenger RNA, 992 nt
Organism: Hevea brasiliensis (rubber tree)
Lineage: Eukaryota; Viridiplantae; Streptophyta; Magnoliopsida; Malpighiales; Euphorbiaceae
Exons: 4
Coding region: 354-530 (58 amino acids)
Source: RefSeq, a predicted model, not a curated record
UUGUUAUUCAUUGGUGAAUACUAAAUUAAAAUAAAAUUUAAAUGACCUUCUAUUAAACGAAAAUAAAAUACAAAAUUGUUCAAACCACCUAAUCUUUCUUUUAUGUAAAACCACUUACUCCCCUUCAAGAUACAACCCAUCACCGAUCGAGCUACCACGGCCACCGUGUUUCCUUCGGCUGGUUAUUGCCGCCGGCGUCCACACUCCACCACCGAUUGAAAGAAGAUGGGGCGCCAUAAUUUAUCAGUGAUUCUAUUUCCUAACAUGUUUGGUGAUUGGUAGGUUGUUAUUGUUGUUGUUGCUUCGCUAGGCACGCUCGCGGUUCUGUUUUGCAGAUAUCUUAGAGAUAAAAGAUGCCACAUAGAACAAGGCCCAUGACAGCUCUUUUGCUGUUUACUGGACUCAACGUCAUCUUGGUGUCAACUAUUACUCCAGUCUAUGACUUUGUGUGCUUCCAUCCUUACUGGGAAAGAAGGAGGGAACAGCGCCGACAGAAUCCUGAAGCUGCAUUAACGAAGGGUUCUGCAUGAACAAAGAAAAGUCUUUGAGGUCAGAGAUGAUUGAUCUUAAAUCAAUGUGAAACAAUUUAUGAUGUGAUUCCCUUACAAGUAGAAAAUACUGGGCUUUCGCAGGAGAAGACAAGAUGAGCUGAGAAGUCUUAUCUAUAUAUGAACCCUCUUCAUCAUGGACAGUUAAUUUUUAUUGAAAAAUUUGGAACUCUUUCUCACAGACUAUGCAAGAUCCUUGGGAAAUGCGAAAACCAUUUUUCCCUGAAAGAUUACCAUAUUUUGAAGGGCUAUGGUUUAGCAAAUACUUUCUUUAGUUGGUGAAAUGCUAAAUUCUAAUGUAAGUUGCAGAGAAGGAAUAAUGUAUGGCAUUUUAUUUUCCAUACCGGUUGCAAUGGCAGACUUGUUUCGAUGAGAAUUAUGAUUGAACAAAUCAUGCAGGACUUAAAAAGCAAUGUGGCUGAAUUUAUUUGUAAUUAUUGGAAA